This is a messenger RNA of Metarhizium album ARSEF 1941, 792 nucleotides long. RefSeq names its product Protein phosphatase inhibitor 2 (IPP-2). The coding region runs from base 1 to 792 and encodes 263 amino acids. The transcript has 2 exons. Gene Ontology annotation, molecular function: protein phosphatase inhibitor activity. NCBI's taxonomy places the organism in Eukaryota, Fungi, Ascomycota, Sordariomycetes, Hypocreales, Clavicipitaceae. Gene Ontology annotation, biological process: regulation of signal transduction. The record is from RefSeq and is a predicted model, not a curated record.
AUGACUUCUACUACACUAGAUUCGGCUCCAGUCCAUAGUCCUCCCGGACAUGAUGCUCAACGUCCGAGAGGUAUCCUAAAGCAUACUUCAAGUCAAUCCCACACCUCCCCGCCGCCGAUCACGUCCCCCCGACAAGGCCGCGAGCGUUCCAUGUCCGGCAAGGAAAUCACACUUGCCAACACCCAGAUCAACGCUGGGCAUCGACGAUCCUCUUCCUCCGCUACCAGACCAUUUGGUUCGCGCCGCUCGUCCACCCACGAUCCCGACGGCCAAGCCGAAUCGUCGCAGCGCCUCAAGUGGGACGAGGCAAACCUUUACCUGACGGAACAGGAGCGCACCUCUACUAUGAAAAUAACCGAGCCCAAGACUCCCUAUGCCAAGCACUACGACCCGGCCGAGGACCCAUCCGACGACGAGGGUAGUAUGGAGGGUAGUAGUCUUCGGCGCCAAGCUUCAGGUCCGGGCGGUGAAGAUGACAUUCCGGGCCUUAGCCUGGGCGAUCCGGAGGAAGAAAUUUCAAAAGAAGACAUUCCGCCACAUGCGCGCCAACCCUCCGAAAAGACGGUUCAUGUGGACGAUCAAGAUGCCACCCCCUCCGCCGAGGAGCAGCUGGUGGGAAUUUCGCCAGAAGAGCGUGAAAAGCACCGCCAGUUUGAAGCCUUGCGCAAGAAGCACUAUGACAUGCACAACGUCGCUCAACUCCUCGGCGCGCCCGACUCCAUACCGGACGAUGACGACGACGACGAAGACGAAGUGCCCUCGGUGCCUCCACUGCCAAAUGGCUCACAUUAA